This is a messenger RNA of Cavenderia fasciculata, 1476 nucleotides long. RefSeq lists its product as uncharacterized. The record is from RefSeq and is a predicted model, not a curated record. NCBI's taxonomy places the organism in Eukaryota, Evosea, Eumycetozoa, Acytosteliales, Cavenderiaceae. Gene Ontology annotation, biological process: endoplasmic reticulum tubular network organization. Gene Ontology annotation, cellular component: endoplasmic reticulum tubular network. The coding region runs from base 1 to 1476 and encodes 491 amino acids. The transcript is spliced from 7 exons.
AUGCCACAAACACUCGAUUGGACACCCUAUCGAUCGAAAGAUAAUGUAUCGAUGGUUUACCUUUAUCUCUGUAUUACUUCUCACCUUUUGCAAGAACAAAUGGAUGUUCAAAUUAUAGGUUUGAUUAGCUACACAACAACAGCCAGACUUGAAGAGAGUGAUGUUCACUCUUCUCUCCAAAUUCGAUUUAAUUACAGCAAUGUCGCUUGCAAUAUUAACACGUUUGCCAAAGAGUUGGCAGAUUUAGAAGAGAAAAUAAUACAUUUGGAGGAUUAUGUUAGUAAUGCAAGAACAACACAACACACUGUAUUUGUACGAGUCAUCAUAUACAGCAUUGUGCUAGAAGUCAUACUCGUCUCUUAUAUAUACUAUCAAACAAGAUCGGUUGAAACUCUUUAUGGAAAGCUUCUAUAUGCAUCUUAUCUUUUACUAUUUCCUUUAGUAAUAUUUAUUGCAACCAAACUAUUUAAUGCAUUAUACAAGAAAAUAAUUUCUAGAAAUGAGAAAAAAUUAGAAACACUAAAGAGUCGAUUACAAUCGAAAAUAGAUGAAAGAAAGAAAGAAACCGAUUAUGAAAAUACACAAAAACUAAUAGAUAAAUAUGAUAAACUAAUGAAAAAGAAUAAGGGUGGAGGAAAUAAUAAUUUUGGAAUUAAUAAUAAUAAUAAUCAUAACAAUAAUAAUAAUCUUGGAAUAAGACAAAGAAAUGUUCAAGGACAAUCAUCAUCAUCAUCUAAUAACACUCCUUCAUCUCCAAACAGAACUGGUAAUUCUUCUUCUUCUUCUUCUUCUUUAUCGAAUAACCAACCAUAUCAACCAUAUAAUCCAUAUCAAUAUCCAACCUCUCCAUCAUCACCACCACAACAACAACAACAACAACCACCAACACAAUAUCAAUCACCACAGAAACCAUCGGCACCAACAAGACAGACCCCUUCUUCUUCUUCUUCUUCUUCGACGCUACAUAAUUAUGGACAACAGGUUCAACAAUCCCCAGGAGGAAUGCGUAACCAAGCACACACACCUCCACAAAAACAAAAUCCAUCUGGUUGGUUGGAUAAAGUAGUCGAUUAUUUAAUUUCCGAUGGUCCAAAGUAUGGAUCGCCACUUAUUUGUAAAAAAUGUCAUAGCCACAAUGGUUAUGUUCCAACAGGUGAAAUAUCAACUGUUCAAUUCCGUUGUAGAUUUUGUCAAUAUUUUAAUCAAAAUGGGUUAGUGGAAGAUCAUGAUGGUGAUAAUAAUAAUAAUAAUAAUCCAUCUCCAUCAUCCUCAUUAUCGAAUCAACAACCUAAUAAUAAUAACAAUAAUAAUGAAGAGACAUCUUCUUCCUCUUCCUCUUCUACACCAACUUCAACUUCACAACCAACAGCAGCAGCAGCAGUUUCAAAAUCUAAAGGUGGAAAUGAGGAAAAACAAUCAACCCCUAACAACUCGAUGAAAAAGAUCAAAUCUUCUUCGAGUCUACAAGAUAAAUAA